AUGGGCCCUACCGCGUUUCCCCUUCUUUUCUUCUUCCUCUUCCUCCAGGCUCGGUACUUUGAAGUCACCAGGCCCAUCCCCCACCCUAAAACCAAACCAUGUUCCUAUUUAGUCCUACAACACCAAUUUGCCUUUACCUACGGCAAACCCUUGGUCAAGAAUUCGAGUACAGAUGCCCAGGAAUUCCUAAACUAUUUGCUAAAUGAACUGGUUAACAUACUGGAGAAAGAGGCUCGAGCUACUAAGAGUGAUCAAGAAAGGAAGGAACAAAGGCUAGAAAGGGGCGUCUAUAGGGGUUAUCGGAUUGCAGCGAUAGAAGGCAGAUACUCGCAUAGGGUGUUGAACAUUCUUGGAGCUUGA
This is a messenger RNA of Striga asiatica, 360 nucleotides long. The record is from the annotation of a GenBank genome assembly. Lineage: Eukaryota; Viridiplantae; Streptophyta; Magnoliopsida; Lamiales; Orobanchaceae.